This is a messenger RNA of Oreochromis niloticus (Nile tilapia), 1737 nucleotides long. RefSeq lists its product as uncharacterized. The coding region runs from base 1 to 1737 and encodes 578 amino acids. The transcript is spliced from 5 exons. NCBI's taxonomy places the organism in Eukaryota, Metazoa, Chordata, Actinopteri, Cichliformes, Cichlidae. The record is from RefSeq and is a predicted model, not a curated record.
AUGGUGGACCUGCCCAAAGAAGUUCAUGCUGACAUAAAUGUCUACAGUGUGAAAAUGGACAACAUAAGACCUAGCAAUGAUGCCCAGCUCCUGCAGGUACAACUGAAAAGACACAUCAGAUUCAAAGGAUACCAACACUUCUACACUGUGAACAUGAAGAAUGUGUUAGCAGGCUUAUCAAAGCUAAAAGAGGUGCAUUCAGAAUACAAAGAUGUACAUAUUGAUGAUGACGCUACUUUUGCUGAUCCCACAAAUAAUCAGAUAAUCGAGACGGAACAUGACACUGCUGAUGCAGAUAUUCAAGAUGCACUGCCCAGAAACUUCGACAAACAAAUUGUACCAGAAAGAAGAACCACUGAGGAUACAACAGCUGGAAUACUUGAGCCAUGUCAUGAUGUAAACGAACUAUUGGAGCCUGAACAGUCAAAUGGAGAGCCCUUACAAGAUACGGAGAAAGAAAAGGAAGAACUUCGCCCUGGUCUUGUUCUAGACACCUGUAUGCAACCACCAGAUAUAGCACAGGACAUUUUAUCAUAUGGUGAAGGAAUAUUUAGCAUUGCACCCGCCCAAGGAAAUAGACCUGUUGGCUUCUUCUCUGUUCCUAAACUUGAAGCCAUGGCCUUUCCUGUGCAGUUCCCAACUGGACAGAACACAUUAGAUGAAGCCAGACAAGUCAAACUGUCCCCAAGCAUGUAUUUUAAUACACGGCUGUUCUCUGCAGAUACACGGUUUGCAACUGACCAAAGCUACCUAUUCUUUGCACAGUUUGUAACAGAAACACACAUGGCUACAAACAGCAUGUCCAUCCAAUUGCGCAAAGGUAAGGCAAUCACCAAGGAUGGACGUAGAAUUUGUAACAGAAUGCUUCAAAAUAAAGACAAAGUGGAGAGACUGAUAAAUAACAAAGAUGCAACACGCUUCAUGAAACCUCUGAGAGGUACUCCAGCCUAUUGGGAGAAGGCACUGAAAGAUCUCCAUGCUAUGGUCAGACAGUUAGGAAAGCCAACUUUUUUCCUGACAUUUUCAGCUGCUGAAAUGAGAUGGCCUGAGGUUGUUGAGGUCAUAAAAACUCAACAAGGUGAACAAGUGGAUUUUUCACAACUUGACUGGAACACAAAGUGUGAAAUUCUCCGAAGCAACCCUGUGACUGUGAUGCGAUUGUUUGAUAAAAGAGUCGAUGCACUAAUGACAACACUAAUCCUGUCCCCAGCACAGCCCAUCGGUGAAGUAGAAGAUUACUUUUAUCGAGUGGAGUUUCAGGCCAGAGGUAGCCCUCAUAUCCAUUUACUGGUUUGGGUCAAAGAUGCACCUAAAUUUGGAAGCGACCUUGAAGACCACGUGAACAAAUUUAUUGACAAGUACAUAACAUGUAAGAUGCCUGACCAAAAUGCCGAUCCUGAACUUCACAAAAUUGUGUCUGAGGUUCAAGUCCACAGCAGAAAUCACUCCAGAUCCUGUAAAAAAGGUAAUGUGUCAUGUAGGUUUGGGUUCCCCAAACUACCCGUAGACCAAACAAUGAUCACUUUCCCAAGCCCAGAUGAUGACCAUGAUCACAAUGAUGAGCGGCAUAGCACAAAUCUGCUGAGGGCCUGGAAUGCGAACAUGGACAUCCAAUAUGUCAUUGAUGACUACAGCUGCCUGAUGUACAUGAUGUCUUAUGUCUCUAAACCCGAAUUUGAGAUGAAACAAUUUCUUAAUGGAGUCAUCCAGGAGGUUGCAGAGCAUGGCACCAGAUGA